Panicum hallii is the source of this 1294-nucleotide messenger RNA. RefSeq names its product glutathione transferase GST 23. Gene Ontology annotation, molecular function: glutathione transferase activity. Gene Ontology annotation, cellular component: cytoplasm. Lineage: Eukaryota; Viridiplantae; Streptophyta; Magnoliopsida; Poales; Poaceae. Bases 108 to 779 code for a protein of 223 amino acids. Gene Ontology annotation, biological process: glutathione metabolic process. The transcript has 2 exons. The record is from RefSeq and is a predicted model, not a curated record.
AGGCUUCCUGGCCUAUAAGGGGACAAGCAGAUCUCUUCAUCUCUUGCAAGUUGCAACAGCAGGAGCGGCAGCGGCAGCGGCAGCAGCAGAGGAGCGGAGCUCCAGCCAUGGCAGAGAAGGGCGUGAAGGUAUUCGGCAUGUGGGCGAGCCCGAUGGUGAUCCGGGUGGAGUGGGCGCUCCGGCUGAAGGGCGUGGAGUACGAGUACGUCGACGAGGACCUCGCCAACAAGAGCGCCGACCUGCUCCGCUACAACCCGGUGACCAAGAAGGUGCCCGUGCUCGUCCACGGCGGCAAGCCUAUCGCCGAGUCCACCAUCAUCGUCGAGUACAUCGACGAGGCCUGGAAGGGCGGCCACCCCAUCAUGCCGGCCGACCCCUACGAGCGUGCCCAGGCGAGGUUCUGGGCCAGGUACGCUGAAGACAAGUGCAACGCCGCCCUGUACCCGAUCUUCACCACCACCGGCGAGGCGCAGCGCGAGGUGGUGCGCGAGGCCCAGCGGUGCCUCAAGACCCUGGAGGCGGCGCUGGAGGGGAGGAGGUUCUUCGGCGGCGACGCCGUGGGCUACCUCGACAUCGUCGUCGGGUGGCUCGCGCACUGGCUGCCGGUCAUCGAGGAGGUGUCCGGCGCCAGCGUCGUCACCGACGAGGAGCUCCCGCUGAUGAAGGCCUGGUUCGGCCGGUUCCUCGCCGUGGACGCGGUCAGGGCGGCCCUGCCCGACAGGGACAGGCUCCUCGCGGCCAACAAAGCCCGCCGCGAGCAGCUCCUCUCCUCCGCGUAGACGGCUUGCUAGUGAUUCUAGCGCAGCCACGCAUCAUCAACGCCAUCUGUAGCUGAAUAAGGAUUGCACGGGCACGUUGUGCAACAGAGGAUUGGAAGUCCAUUUUACCCAUGCAAUCGUUAUUAUGCUGUUGUAUCGAUUAUCAUACGAGUUGCCUACUAAUUCGGUUAUUCCCAAAAAUACUGCGUGCUGGCAUGUCCGAAUGUGUUUGCCAGGAUCUCGCCGUAGAAGGAGGCGGCGGAGCCUCGCGACAGGACCUUGGUCAAUGUGCCCUUGCGCGGCUCUUGGAAGAACACGACGGCGCUGGCCGGCAGCGUCGACGAGCCGCAGAAGAAGUUGGCACCAUGGUUCAUGAACCAUGAUGGCGGCACGCGGCCGACUGGGUCAGCAGCAGGCCCAGUAGCUAGUGGCCCGUUUGGCCGAUCGAUCUCGUGCUGCCGUCCUUCGGCUAUGGCUGCUUGCAAUUUUAUCGCUGUCCAGUCAAGUCAGUGACCUUGCAUUUCUAGAAGCCGUAU